Coregonus sp. 'balchen' is the source of this 1665-nucleotide messenger RNA. Lineage: Eukaryota; Metazoa; Chordata; Actinopteri; Salmoniformes; Salmonidae. The record is from the annotation of a GenBank genome assembly.
AUGUCACAACUGAAAGAGUCAGGUGAUCGUGGGAAAGACAGGGAGCGGGGCGCCCGUCCCAAGGUGAGACAGAGCCGGUCUGAGGAGAGAAGAGAUGCCGGCGGGGGGCAAAAAGGAGGAAGAGGAAAGAAGAAAGGCCAGACGUCCCAUCAGCAAGCUGCGGCGCGGCCUGUCAGCGAUGGCUUUGAGUAUGGGGACCUGCUGAGUGGACUGGAGCCCAGGGACCGCUGCUUCUCCUCUCCCCUGAAGGAGGGCAGGAGAUGGCAGGGCCUGGAGGGGGUCACUUCACUCAGUCAGGACAGGGGGACAGCCAGGCUGGCACAGGGGACAGCUGAGCCACCAGCCAGUGAGGCUGAAGGCAGGGGGGCAGGUGGCAGUCGCACACUCCGCCAAAAGAUCCAGGAUGCCAUGGGGCAGUGUUUCCCCAUAAAGACCAACACUCCAUUGCCAUCGUCGUCCAGUUCCACUCAGCAGGUCUUUAUGCCACAAGCUGCUGCUGCCGGGGCUGCUGCCUCCUCCUCGCGCCGCAAGAUCCACCUUACUGAACUCAUGCUGGACGACUGUCCCUUUGCUGCAGGCACCGAGCUGGCUCAGAAGUGGUACCUCAUCAAGCAGCACACAGCCCCCAUCUCCACACCUCCCGUAGUGGAUACCUUGGUGGUCAGCACUAGUGCCUCUGCCUCAAACAUGGCUGCCGUGGUGGAGGAUGUGGAUGACAGGUUGCGAGAGCGCAGGCGCAUCAGCAUCGAGCAAGGCGUGGAGCCGCCGCCCAAUGCAGAGAUCCACACGUUUGAGGUGACGGCCCGGAUCAACCCUCUGUACAAGCUGGGGCCCAAACUGGCCCAUGGUAUGAAUGAGCUGGCAGUGGACGAUAGGGCUACCAUUCACCAGCAACAGCAGCUGCUUCUCCAGAGGCAACAGCAGCACCAGCUCCUCCUGCAGAGCUGUCUGGACACUCUGGAUGAGGUGGUGGCUGUGGCCUCCUCCUCUUCUGCCUCAGCGUCUGCCUUGGUCCCUGUCUGUGAGGCUGCUUCUGUCCCUGACCCCGUGGUUGACCCUGAGGUCACAGUCAGCCUCCAGCCAACCAGAGCUGUCAUCCCCCAGACUGAGGGUCCCCCUACUCAGGAUGGCUAUCGCAUCCACACCCAGAUCGACUACAUCCACUGUCUGGUGCCUGACCUGCUGCAGAUCACUAACCUACCCUGCUACUGGGGUGUGAUGGACCGCUAUGAGGCAGAGACUCUGCUGGAGGGCAAGCCAGAGGGCACCUUCCUCCUCCGCGACUCAGCCCAGGAAGACUACCUCUUCUCUGUCAGCUUCCGCCGCUAUGGCCGCUCGCUGCACGCCCGCAUCGAGCAGUGGAACCACAACUUCAGCUUUGACGUGCAUGACCCCAGUGUGUUCCACGCACCCACCGUCACGGGCCUGCUGGAGCACUACAAGGACCCCAACUCCUGCAUGUUCUUUGAGCCUCUGCUGUCCAACCCCAUCCACCGCACCCAGCCCUUCAGCCUGCAGCACGUGUGCAGGGCGGUGAUCAGCAGUCGCACCACCUACGAUGGCAUCAACGUGCUGCCCAUCCCCUACACCCUGAAGAAACACCUGAAGGAGUACCAUUACAAGCAGAGGGUGAGGGUACGGAGGAUGGACACCUGGUGGGAAUAA